AUGGCUGCGCUCCCACCGGAAAGGACGGACGUAUCCAGACCAUUCACCAACACUGGCGUGGAUUUUACGGACCCGUUUGAGAUUAAAAAUUACACCGGCCGAGCAUGUCUCAUCACUAAAGGAUACGUUUGCGUCUUUGUAUGCUUUGCUACAAAGGCAAAACACCUAGAGGCAACUAGCGAUCUAUUGACAUCAACAUUCUUGGGUGCUUUUGCCAGGUUUGUAGCAAGACGAGGCUGUCCGCGUAAUGUGUACUCGGACAAUGGCACGAACUUUGUCGGAGCAAACAAAGCCUUAAGACAUGACUUUAAAAAAUUCACAACCGAAGCCUCACAUCUAACCAUGCAAUCAUAUCUUCAUCAAGAAGUCAACUGGCACUUCAUACCACCAGCAGCUCCUCACAUGGGAGGACUAUGGGAAGCAGGAGUGAAGAGCUUCAAAACCCAUUUUCGAAAGGUAGCAAAUGCGAUGCGUUUUACGAUAGAGGAAUUCUCGACUUUACUGGCCAAAAUAGAAGCAUGUCUUAACUCACGUCCGAUAAGUCCAAUUUCAGAUAAUCCUGAAUCGCUUGAGCCUCUAACCCCGGGACAUUUUUUAAUUGGAAGUCCGCUGCUCGCGAUCGCUGAACCAGAACUCAGCGGAAACCCGAUGUCAAUAAUCAACCGUUGGCAAUAG
Molecule: messenger RNA, 675 nt
Organism: Ceratitis capitata (Mediterranean fruit fly)
Lineage: Eukaryota; Metazoa; Arthropoda; Insecta; Diptera; Tephritidae
Exons: 1
Coding region: 1-675 (224 amino acids)
Biological process (GO): DNA integration
Molecular function (GO): nucleic acid binding
Source: RefSeq, a predicted model, not a curated record